Messenger RNA from Branchiostoma belcheri (Belcher's lancelet), 1513 nucleotides. Its product is annotated as transmembrane protein 223-like. The transcript has 3 exons. Lineage: Eukaryota; Metazoa; Chordata; Leptocardii; Amphioxiformes; Branchiostomatidae. The coding region runs from base 101 to 868 and encodes 255 amino acids. Gene Ontology annotation, biological process: nervous system development. The record is from RefSeq and is a predicted model, not a curated record. Gene Ontology annotation, cellular component: mitochondrion.
GUGGGCGUGUCACUCGGUGCACUCUGGGAAGGAAACAUGGCUGCGCCCAUGUGAGACCUCCAUCAUAUAUAUUAAACUCCCCAACAUCACCUCUGACAAGAUGGCCGUCAGACUGCUCAUGCCAUUUUCCAUGGGUUCUCUGAUGAAGCGAAUGACAUGCAGUGAGAUGUUUCAAACCUCCACAUUUAGAUGGAAGCACUCAACAACACUGCAGUGCAACAAAAGAACAAUUUCUUUAUUGCUGUCCCAUACCAAGAGACAAAAUUACCACUCGACAAGACUGUACCAGACAGAUACCAACAUUUCGAAGGAUGUGACAUUGUACCACUAUGAGCGGGCAGGCUACUAUCGUCGGCUGGGUGUGUUCGGAGUUGCCCAGGUGGUGUUCUGGGUGUACCUGGCACACCUGACGUACACCACCUGGAGACCAGGGACACCUGAGAGCACGCAGAAGGACACAGCCAGGGAGGGGACACCGAAGGACACCUUUAUGCGGCGGCGACUGGAGAGUAUGUCUGGGUACGUCACAGGCAACAAGUGGAGGAAUGCCGUCAUUGGCAUUUGUCUUGCAGCAGGAUCAGCUAUCACUUUCCUGUGUUUCCUAUUCCCACUGAGAGCUGUCAACCGUGUUGUUCUUCAGCGGGGAGGUCAACAUGUUCAAUUCCUGACAUACGCACCCUUCGGCACAACACGAGCGUUCACGGUCCCCCUGGCCCACGUGUCCGCCGCGGUGGGGAGAGGGGGGACCCCCUCGCAGAUUCCAGUGAAGAUCAAGGGUCAUCGCUUCUUCUACGUGCUGGAUAAGCAGGGAAAGAUCAGCAACACUCGCCUCUUUGACUUUACUAUUGGUGUCAGUAGGAACUUUUGAGGAUAAGUGGAUUGAAGUCCAUACAAAUAAAACUCCUCAGAUGGUAUGACCCUAAAAUUGUUUGAUGAAUGAUGAUGAUGAUUGUUUGAAGGAUGACAAGACUAUUUCCUAGGCGAUUCUGACCAUGAAAUUUUUUCCAUUACUUCUUGUUCCACUGAUGCAAUCAUAAAUGUGCGCGUGAUAAACAUUUUUUGGUCUUCAGAGAAUGUUGUUCUACAAUACUGUAGUCUAUAGCAGUCAUUCUAGCUCCACUUUAUUUUGACUUAACCAUUCUCUGUGGAUCUUCUCUGUGUCGUCACUUUCAGAGUUACAUCUUGAAUCUCAUCCAAUCUUCAAUUUGGUUUAACAGUCCUUACACAACAACCUUUGGCAGACAUACCAGUCAGGAAAAUUGUCACCAAAAAUGUACAGAACAUAGCUGGAGUACUCUUAAAAACUGCUAGAUGGUGCUUUCUAACUGACACUCACCACUCUGAUGUUUGCAUUAUAUAUUCAAGUACUUUGUUCAUUACGUCAUAGCAGCCUCAGGACACCAUACUGAAUCACUAGAGAGCUCAGGAUUAACUACUGUUUCACUCCUCUGAGCAAUGUAAUUUCAAGGUGGCAGAACAAAAAAUAUUGUGGAUGAGGAAAUCUGUCUGAUUU